UUCGUAUUAGACCUCGAGUUGUGUGACGUAGAGAUGUUAAAUAGAUUAGUAGAAAUUCCCAUUAAUAAAUGGUCAACAUUACGUGAUUUGUAUACAAAACGUAAAGAUCGUGCAUCAUGUUAUAAUUUAUUACAAACUUUUAUAAAUUGGAAGAACCAGGAACCCGAGCUACCCCUGACCAUCUAUUCACUGAACGGCGAUUGGGAGUCCGAUGGUACAUUCGUUGCCAAGUUUUUUAAUCAAAUAUUUUUCAAUACGUGCGGAGAGAAUCUGCAACAUAUGUUAAAAGCUUUAAAGUGCUUGGACUCAUCGGAAUAUUAUGUAUUAGCUGGGUAUCAAGACUUUUUGGUACCAGUUGUGAAGCAAUAUUUAAGGGACUGUGGAGUGGAUGAGCAAGAAUAUAACCCUACGAGUACGUUUUGGUAUCAUAUACCCAAAGAGCAGGCUAAACAAUUUACAAUCGAUCCUCCCAACAAUAUACAACUAAAGCCUCUAGAAGAAUGUCACGUUGAACAGAUAAAUAACUUAUGGUCCCACAGGUUACCAUAUUCAAUUGAAUUGAUCAGGACACUAAUACGCCAUAAUGACUCGGUUGGUUUAUUUGAAGACGACCAACUGGUGGCAUGGUGUUUAAUACGUCCUUUGGGGUCUCUUGGACUGCUGCGUGUGUUGGAUACUCACAAACGCAGGGGACUCGGCAAUUUGGCAGUGCGUUACUUGUCCAAAGUUCUGGCCGAAAAAGAUAUUGAAGUGGCUGCUACGGUGGUUUUUGAUAAUGUGCCAUCAUGUUCCAUGUUUGAGAAACUGGGUUUCAAAGUUAUUGAUAAAGUGUAUUGGGCCGAUAAGCCAGCUAAUAAAUGAA
Molecule: messenger RNA, 862 nt
Organism: Calliphora vicina (urban bluebottle blowfly)
Lineage: Eukaryota; Metazoa; Arthropoda; Insecta; Diptera; Calliphoridae
Exons: 4
Coding region: 34-861 (275 amino acids)
Molecular function (GO): acyltransferase activity, transferring groups other than amino-acyl groups
Source: RefSeq, a predicted model, not a curated record